Pezoporus flaviventris is the source of this 1844-nucleotide messenger RNA. It is a transcript of the gene FEZF1, whose product is annotated as FEZ family zinc finger 1. The transcript has 4 exons. The record is from RefSeq and is a predicted model, not a curated record. The coding region runs from base 358 to 1731 and encodes 457 amino acids. Lineage: Eukaryota; Metazoa; Chordata; Aves; Psittaciformes; Psittacidae.
CUCUUGGAAGUUAACGAUUGGCGAGAUCUUGGCUGCGUUAUUGACACAACACUUUCUAUUGAUAGAAAUAAGUAGCGAUUGUCCCGAGUCACUGGCGCGCCAAAGUAACCGGCGAUGGGCUGGCUUGAUGCCGCCGGGCUCAGAGGGCUGGUUCCGCCGGCGGAGGAGGUGAUGGUGCUGGUGGCGGCGGCGAUGCUGCUCUCCCUCCUUGCAGAUCAGUGACAAGAGAAGGGGCAGAGAGUGAAACAGAGUGAGAGAGGGGAGAGGAUAGGAAAAAAAAAAAAAGAAAGAGAAAAAAAAAAAAAAAGAGGCGUCUACCAAAGCGGCUCAAACCGGGCGAACAAAUGCAAUCCAGCCAUGGACAAUAGUGGCCACCAUACGGCGACCAAAAUCCUAGCGACUCCUCCAGCCAGAGAAAGCCUGUCUGCCAGGAGCAACAUGAUCAGCACGCCCAAGCCCCUCGCCUUCUCCAUUGAGCGCAUCAUGGCGCGGACGCCAGAGCCCCGCUCCAUCCCCGUCCCGCAGCUCCUCCACGGCUCCGUGGCCAAAGGCGACCCCAAGCACCCGCUGCACCUCAACUCCUCCAUCCCCUGCAUGAUCCCCUUUGUCCCGGUGGCGUACGACCCCCUGCCCAAAGCGGCGGUGGCCGGAGUGGAACCCAGGAAGGCUCAUUUAGACUCCUCUUCCUCGCCCUCCUUUAGCUGCGGCGAUCUCUUGAACUGUGCCCUGAGCUUGAAAGGAGAUUUCCCCCGCGAUGCCCUGCCCUUGCAGCAGUACAAACUGGUAAGACCCCGAGUGGUCAAUCACUCCUCCUUCCACGCCAUGGGAGCCCUGUGCUAUUUCAACCGAGGCGACAGCCCUUGUCACCCGUCCUCCAGUGUCAACAUCCACCCGGUGGCUUCUUAUUUUCUCAGCUCCCCCUUGCACCCGCAGCCCAAGGCUUACCUGGCGGAGAGGAACAAGCUGGUGCUGCCGGCCGUGGACAAGUACCCGGCGGGGGUGGCCUUCAAGGACUUGUCUCAGACCCAGCUGCAGCACUACAUGAAAGAGAGCGCCCAGAUCCUCUCGGAAAAAAUCGCCUACAAGACAUCGGAGUUCAGCCGCGGCUCCCCGAGCAGCAAGCCCAAAGUUUUCACGUGUGAAGUUUGUGGAAAGGUAUUUAAUGCACAUUAUAACUUAACUCGCCAUAUGCCGGUGCACACGGGAGCCAGACCCUUUGUUUGCAAAGUUUGCGGGAAGGGCUUCAGACAGGCAAGCACGCUCUGCCGGCACAAGAUCAUCCACACCCAGGAAAAGCCACACAAGUGCAACCAGUGCGGCAAAGCCUUUAACCGGAGCUCGACCCUGAACACGCACACGCGAAUACACGCUGGCUACAAACCUUUUGUUUGUGAAUUUUGUGGCAAAGGAUUUCACCAGAAAGGCAAUUACAAAAACCACAAGCUGACUCACAGCGGCGAGAAGCAAUUCAAGUGCAAUAUCUGCAACAAGGCUUUCCACCAGGUGUACAACCUGACGUUCCACAUGCACACCCACAACGACAAGAAGCCCUUCACCUGCCCCACCUGCGGCAAAGGCUUCUGCAGGAACUUUGACCUCAAGAAGCACGUCCGCAAGCUGCACGACAGCGCCCUGGGACUGCCCCGGGCCCCCGCAGAGCUGGGGGGGCCUGACCAGCAGCCGGCCCCCUCCGGGCCGCUGCUGCCGGGCCCGCCACCGCUCCAGCCUUGAGGGUGGGAGCUCCAGCCGCCCCUUGCAUGCACCUGUUAAGCGGUUUUGUGUGUUAUGCUCUAUAUCGCCACUCACGUCCAUGGGACCGGUUGUUUCCCCUCUUUAUUUUUCUA